This is a messenger RNA of Morone saxatilis (striped sea-bass), 723 nucleotides long. RefSeq names its product ubiquitin-fold modifier conjugating enzyme 1 (gene ufc1). The record is from RefSeq and is a predicted model, not a curated record. Gene Ontology annotation, molecular function: UFM1 conjugating enzyme activity. Gene Ontology annotation, cellular component: cytoplasm. Gene Ontology annotation, biological process: protein K69-linked ufmylation. Lineage: Eukaryota; Metazoa; Chordata; Actinopteri; Moronidae.
AUGGGAGGAGCGGAGGCAGCCAAAGAAGACAGGAUGGGGAAGUUGUUCGUGAAGUCUGUGGUAAAGAAGAAUAUGGAUGAGAAGCUGAAAUGGCAGGAUCAUCACCCUCACUUCAGCUACCUGCCCGCUCCUUAUCAGCCACACUGCCUCCACCUUCAGUUCCACACUGCCUGGGACAACUCGGCGGCGACCCAGCGCAAGGCGGUGUCUCAGAUCCCGCUGCUGAAGACGCACGCGCCGCGACCGGCGCUGUGGCCGCAGCGGCUGAAUGAGAUACAGCCCUGAUCCGGUUCGUGGAGCCAGAACAAGGGGGCUGACAACGACUGGUUCCGGGCUCGAGUCCAAACGCGGACGGACCGCUGGACCGGGACGUGCUGGUUCAUCCACCGAGCUGCGCGCUAUGAGUUCCGGUUGGAGUUCAGACAUCCCGUCACAUAUCCGGACACCGCGCAGGUGGCGGUCCCGGAGCCUGACGGGAAGACCGCAAGAUGUACCGGGGCGGGAAGGAUCUGCCUCACGGGACACUCGCGCCGCUUCUGGGUCGCCCGGAACGCGCGCGCUUCGGGCUGGGCACCCAUGGCGCUGGGACUCGGACCGUGGCUCGCUGUGGUCCCAGACCUGAUCAACGGCAAGGGGCUCGUGGUCCACAAAGAGCCAGCAGCGCGACGCGGCGCGGAGUGACGUCACCGGACCACCAACACCUGAGCCUGAGGACGGAGAGUU